CCUAUAAUUCAGGACAUCCAAAACGGAGAUACAAUCAGUAUGGAAGUGCAGGGCACCUCUUUGGUUCAAUUAAAUGUAAAUGGUUUGGAACAACUGAACACCUCAUAUGACUACAACAUUAGCGAUGUAAGUGAGAACCCAGAGACCUAUCAAUACUACGUCAUUGGCCUCUUCCUCUCCUGCCUCUACACCAUACUCCUGUUUCCAAUUGGAUUCAUCGGGAAUAUACUUAUUCUGGUGGUGAAUCUCAACCACAGGGAGAAGAUGACCAUCCCUGACCUUUAUUUUGUCAACCUGGCUGUGGCGGACCUCAUUUUGGUAGCCGAUUCUCUCAUCGAGGUGUUCAAUCUGAACGAGAAAUACUAUGACUAUGCUGUCCUCUGCACCUUCAUGUCCCUGUUCCUGCAGGUCAACAUGUACAGCAGCAUCUUCUUUCUGACGUGGAUGAGCUUCGACCGCUACGUAGCCCUGGCCAGUUCAAUGAGCAGCAGCCCUCUGAGGACCAUGCAGCAUGCCAAGCUCAGCUGCACCCUAAUCUGGAUGGCCUCCAUCAUAGCCACCCUACUCCCCUUCACCAUCGUGCAGACCCAGCACAGGGGAGAGGUGCACUUCUGCUUUGCUAACGUCUUUGAGAUCCAGUGGCUGGAGGUGACAAUUGGCUUCCUGGUGCCCUUCUCCAUCAUUGGCCUGUGCUACUCUCUGAUCGUACGUAAACUCAUGCGAGCCCAGAAACACCGGGGCCUGUGGCCACGGAGGCAGAAGGCCCUGCGGAUGAUUGUCGUCGUGGUUCUGGUGUUCUUCAUCUGCUGGCUGCCGGAAAACGUCUUUAUUAGCAUCCAGUUGCUCCAGGGGACGGCGGACCCUGCCCAGCGCAGUGCCACCACCCUGUGGCAUGAUUAUCCUCUCACAGGCCACAUUGUAAACCUGGCAGCUUUUUCCAACAGCUGCCUGAACCCCAUCAUCUACAGCUUCCUGGGUGAAACCUUUAGGGACAAGCUGCGGCUAUUUGUCAAGCAAAAGGCCAGCUGGUCCGUGAUCUACCGCUUCUGUCACCACACUCUGGAUUUACACAUCCCUGUUAGAAGUGAGGUGUCAGAGGUGUGA
Molecule: messenger RNA, 1104 nt
Organism: Hypomesus transpacificus
Lineage: Eukaryota; Metazoa; Chordata; Actinopteri; Osmeriformes; Osmeridae
Gene: gper1
Product: G protein-coupled estrogen receptor 1
Exons: 1
Coding region: 40-1104 (354 amino acids)
Biological process (GO): G protein-coupled receptor signaling pathway; cellular response to estradiol stimulus
Cellular component (GO): membrane
Molecular function (GO): G protein-coupled receptor activity; nuclear estrogen receptor activity
Source: RefSeq, a predicted model, not a curated record